CCCGCGCCGCCCGCCGAGCCCCGGAGCCCGAGCGGAGCGGCGGAGCCGAGACGGCGGCGGCGCCCGUGGGAUGCGGGGAUCGCGCCCCCGGGGCCGCUGAGCCUGCGCCCAGUGCCCCGAGCCCCGCGCCGAGCCGAGUCCGCGCCGAGCCUCAGCCGCCCAUCCCGGGGCCCGGGCCGGGGGACCAGCAGGCCACGCGAGGACCGCCUGGGCCCCAGAAGCAGGAUGAGAAAAUGGCAGACUUCCUGUUACCUCGGGGCACCAGCAGCUUCCGCAGGUUCACCCGGGAGUCCCUGGCGGCCAUCGAGAAGCGCAUGGCGGAGAAGCAAGCCCGGGGCUCGGCCGCCUCGCAGGAGAGCCGGGAAGGGCUGCCCGAGGAGGAGGCUCCCCGGCCCCAGCUGGACCUGCAGGCCUCCAGAAAGCUGCCGGAUCUCUACGGCAACCCGCCCCGAGAGCUGAUCGGGGAGCCCCUGGAGGACCUGGACCCCUUCUACAGCACCCAAAAGACCUUCAUCGUGCUGAAUAAAGGCAAGACCAUCUUCCGGUUCAGUGCCACGAAUGCCUUGUAUGUCCUCAGUCCCUUCCACCCUAUCCGGAGAGCAGCUGUGAAGAUUCUGGUUCAUUCAUUCUUCAGUAUGCUCAUCAUGUGCACCAUCCUGACCAACUGUGUGUUCAUGGCCCAGCACGACCCCCCGCCCUGGACCAAGUAUGUUGAGUACACCUUCACUGCCAUCUACACCUUUGAGUCUCUGGUCAAGAUUCUGGCUCGAGGGUUCUGCCUGCACGCGUUCACCUUCCUUCGGGACCCAUGGAACUGGCUAGACUUCAGUGUGAUUGUCAUGGCGUAUGUAUCAGAAAAUAUAAAACUAGGCAAUUUGUCGGCUCUUCGAACUUUCAGAGUCCUGAGAGCUCUAAAAACUAUUUCAGUUAUCCCAGGUCUGAAGACCAUCGUGGGGGCCCUGAUCCAGUCCGUGAAGAAGCUGGCCGAUGUGAUGGUCCUCACGGUCUUCUGCCUCAGUGUCUUCGCCCUCAUCGGCCUGCAGCUCUUCAUGGGCAACCUGAGGCACAAAUGUGUCCGCAACUUCACGGCACUCAACGACACCAACGGUUCCGUGGAGGCCGACGGCCUGGUCUGGAAGUCGCUGGACCAUUACCUCAACGACCCAGAAAAUUACUUGCUCAAGAAUGGCACCUCCGACGUGUUACUGUGUGGGAACAGCUCUGAUGCCGGGACAUGCCCAGAGGGUUACCGCUGCCUGAAGGCGGGAGAGAACCCUGACCACGGCUACACGAGCUUCGACUCCUUCGCCUGGGCCUUCCUCGCGCUCUUCCGCCUGAUGACGCAGGACUGCUGGGAACGCCUCUACCAGCAGACCCUGAGGUCUGCAGGGAAGAUCUACAUGAUCUUCUUCAUGCUGGUCAUCUUCCUGGGCUCCUUCUACCUGGUGAACCUGAUCCUGGCUGUGGUUGCCAUGGCCUACGAGGAGCAAAACCAAGCCACCAUCGCUGAGACCGAGGAGAAGGAAAAGCGCUUCCAGGAAGCCAUGGAGAUGCUCAAGAAAGAGCAUGAGGCCCUCGCCAUCAGGGGUGUGGAUACCGUGUCCCACAGCUCCUUGGAGAUGUCCCCUUUGGCCCCGGUAACCCAUGAAAGAAGACGCAAGAGGAGCAAACGAAUGUCUUCAGGGACAGAGGAGUGUGGAGAUGACAGGUUCCCCAAAUCCGACUCGGAGGACGGUCCCAGAGCAACGAACCGUCUGAGCAGCGCCCAUGGCCUCAGCAGGACCUCCGUGAAGCCACGCUCCAGCCGUGGGAGCAUCUUCACCUUUCGCAGGCGAGACCUGGGCUCGGAGACAGAUUUUGCAGAUGAUGAAAACAGCACAGCGGGGGACAGCGAGAGCCACCGCACGUCACUGCUGGUGCCGUGGCCUCUGCGCCGGCCUAGUGCCCAGGGACAGCCCAGUCCCGGGACUUCGGCUCUCAGCCACGCCCUCAAUGGUAAAAGGAACAGCACCGUGGACUGCAACGGAGUGGUCUCCUUGCUGGGGACAGGCGACCCUGAGGCCACCUCCCCGGGGAGCCGCCUGCUCCGCCCUGUGAUACUGGAUCGCCCCCCAGACACGACCACCCCGUCGGAGGAGCCGGGCAGGCCCCAGAUGCUGUACCCCCAGGCUCCACGUGCCGAUGGCUUCGAGGGACCAGGAGAGCGACAGCGGGCGCUCAGCGCAGUCAGUGUUCUCACCAGCGCCCUGGAAGAGUUGGAAGAGUCUCACCGCAAAUGUCCACCAUGCUGGACCCGCUUCGCCCAACGCUACCUGAUCUGGGAAUGCUGCCCGCUGUGGAUGUCCAUCAAGCAGAGAGUGAAGUUCAUGGUCAUGGAUCCGUUCGCUGACCUCACCAUCACUAUGUGCAUCGUGCUUAACACGCUCUUCAUGGCACUGGAGCACUACAACAUGACAACUGAAUUCGAGGAGAUGCUGCAGGUUGGAAACCUGGUCUUCACGGGGAUCUUCACGGCAGAGAUGACCUUCAAGAUCAUCGCUCUGGACCCCUACUACUACUUCCAGCAGGGUUGGAACAUCUUCGACAGCAUCAUCGUCAUCCUGAGCCUCAUGGAGCUGGGCCUGUCCCGCAUGGGCAACCUGUCAGUGCUGCGCUCCUUCCGCCUGCUGCGUGUCUUCAAGCUGGCCAAGUCGUGGCCCACGCUGAACACCCUCAUCAAGAUCAUCGGGAACUCAGUGGGGGCGCUGGGGAACCUGACGCUGGUGCUGGCCAUCAUCGUGUUCAUCUUCGCCGUGGUGGGCAUGCAGCUCUUUGGCAAGAACUACUCGGAGCUGAGGCACCGCAUCAGCGACUCGGGCCUGCUGCCUCGCUGGCACAUGAUGGACUUCUUCCACGCCUUUCUCAUCAUCUUCCGCAUCCUCUGUGGCGAGUGGAUCGAGACCAUGUGGGACUGCAUGGAGGUGUCCGGCCAGUCGCUGUGCCUGCUGGUCUUCUUGCUUGUCAUGGUCAUUGGCAACCUCGUGGUCUUGAACCUCUUCCUGGCUUUGCUGCUCAGCUCCUUCAGUGCAGACAACCUCACGGCCCCCGACGACGACGGGGAGAUGAACAACCUCCAGCUGGCCCUGGCACGCAUCCAGCGCGGCCUGCGCUUCCUCAAGCGGACCACCUGGGACUUCUGCUGUGGGCUCCUACAGCGGCGGCCUCAGAAGCCCGCGGCCCUUGCCGCCCACGGCCAGCUGCCCCGCUGUGUGGCCACCUCCAGCUCCCCACCCCCACCGCCCCCAGAGCCAGAGAAGGCGCCUCCGGCCCGCAAGGAGACACGGUUUGAGGAAGACAAGCGGCCGGGCCAGGGCACCCCGGGGGAUACAGAGCCUGUGUGUGUGCCCAUUGCCGUGGCUGAGUCAGACACAGAUGAGCAAGAGGAGGAGGAGGAAAACAGCCUGGGCACAGAGGAAGAGUCCAGUAAGCAGCCAGCCCGGAGGGGACCUGGGGACGGGCUACCGUCCAUCAUUCAUCUGAUGCUAGCCGUGAGAGCUGAUCGCACGGAAAGGGGAACCAAGCAGGAAUCCCAGCCUGUUUCCGGCAGCCCAGAGGCCCUCCCAAAGCCCAGGGCCUGGAGCCAGGUGUCAGAGACCCCCUCCUCCGAGGCCGAGGCCAGUGUGGCUCAGGCAGACUGGCGGCAGCAGCGGAGAGUGGAGCCCCCGGCCCCAGGGUGCAGUGAGACUCAGGAGGACAGUUACUCGGAAGGGAGCACAGCAGACAUGACCAACACUGCUGACCUCCUGGAGCAGAUCCCUGACCUGGGUGAGGACGUCAAGGACCCAGAGGACUGCUUCACCGAAGGCUGCGUCCGGCGCUGUCCUUGCUGCGCCGUGGACACCACGCAGGCCCCGGGGAAGGUCUGGUGGCGGCUGCGCAAGACCUGCUAUCGCAUCGUGGAGCACAGCUGGUUCGAGACAUUCAUCAUCUUCAUGAUCCUGCUCAGCAGCGGAGCACUGGCCUUCGAGGACAUCUACCUAGAGGAGCGGAAGACCAUCAAGGUUCUGCUGGAGUAUGCUGACAAGAUGUUCACCUACGUCUUCGUGCUGGAGAUGCUGCUCAAGUGGGUGGCCUACGGCUUCAAGAAGUACUUCACCAACGCCUGGUGCUGGCUGGACUUCCUCAUCGUGGACGUCUCGCUGAUCAGCCUGGUGGCCAACACCCUGGGCUUCGCAGAGAUGGGCCCCAUCAAGUCACUGCGGACGUUGCGUGCUCUCCGACCCCUGCGAGCCCUGUCCCGAUUUGAGGGCAUGAGGGUUGUGGUCAAUGCCCUGGUGGGCGCCAUCCCCUCCAUCAUGAACGUCCUCCUCGUCUGCCUCAUCUUCUGGCUCAUCUUCAGCAUCAUGGGCGUGAACCUCUUUGCGGGGAAGUUUGGGCGGUGCAUCAACCAGACUGAAGGAGACCUGCCUUUGAACUACACCAUCGUGAACAACAAGAGUGACUGUGAGUCUUUCAAUGUGACUGGCGAAUUAUACUGGACCAAGGUGAAAGUCAACUUUGACAACGUAGGGGCCGGGUACCUGGCCCUUCUGCAGGUGGCAACAUUUAAAGGCUGGAUGGACAUUAUGUAUGCGGCUGUGGACUCCAGGGGGUUUGAAGAGCAGCCCCAAUGGGAAUACAACCUCUACAUGUACAUCUACUUCGUCAUUUUUAUCAUCUUCGGGUCUUUCUUCACCCUGAACCUUUUCAUCGGUGUCAUCAUUGACAACUUCAACCAACAAAAGAAAAAGUUAGGGGGCCAGGACAUCUUCAUGACAGAGGAGCAGAAGAAGUACUAUAAUGCCAUGAAGAAGCUGGGCUCCAAGAAGCCCCAGAAGCCCAUCCCUCGGCCCCUGAACAAGUACCAGGGCUUCCUGUUUGACAUUGUGACCAAGCAAGCCUUCGAUGUCACCAUCAUGUUCCUUAUCUGCUUGAACAUGGUGACCAUGAUGGUGGAGACAGAUGACCAGAGCCCCGAGAAGGUCAACAUCUUGGCCAAGAUCAACCUGCUCUUCGUAGCCAUCUUCACAGGCGAGUGUAUCAUCAAGAUGGCUGCCCUGCGUCACUAUUAUUUCACCAACAGCUGGAACAUCUUCGACUUCGUGGUUGUCAUCCUCUCCAUCGUGGGCACUGUGCUCUCAGACAUCAUCCAGAAGUACUUCUUCUCCCCAACGCUAUUCCGAGUCAUCCGCCUGGCCCGAAUCGGCCGCAUCCUCAGGCUGAUCCGAGGGGCCAAGGGGAUCCGCACGCUGCUCUUUGCCCUCAUGAUGUCCCUGCCUGCCCUCUUCAACAUAGGGCUGCUGCUCUUCCUCGUCAUGUUCAUCUACUCCAUCUUCGGCAUGGCCAACUUCGCCUACGUCAAGUGGGAGGCUGGCAUCGACGACAUGUUCAACUUCCAGACCUUCGCCAACAGCAUGCUGUGCCUCUUCCAGAUCACCACGUCGGCCGGCUGGGACGGCCUCCUCAGCCCCAUCCUCAACACAGGGCCCCCCUACUGCGACCCCAAUCUGCCCAACAGCAACGGCUCCCGGGGGAACUGUGGGAGCCCGGCCGUGGGCAUCCUCUUCUUCACCACCUACAUCAUCAUCUCCUUCCUCAUCGUGGUCAACAUGUACAUCGCCAUCAUCCUGGAGAACUUCAGUGUGGCCACGGAGGAGAGCACUGAGCCCCUGAGCGAGGACGACUUCGACAUGUUCUAUGAGAUCUGGGAGAAGUUCGACCCGGAGGCCACCCAGUUCAUCGAGUACUCGGCCCUGUCCGACUUCGCCGAUGCCCUGUCUGAGCCGCUGCGCAUCGCCAAGCCCAACCAGAUAAGCCUCAUCAACAUGGACCUGCCCAUGGUGAGCGGGGACCGUAUCCACUGCAUGGACAUCCUCUUCGCCUUCACCAAGAGGGUUCUGGGUGAGUCCGGGGAGAUGGACGCCCUGAAGAUCCAGAUGGAGGAGAAGUUCAUGGCGGCCAACCCGUCCAAGAUCUCCUACGAGCCCAUCACCACCACGCUGCGGCGCAAGCACGAGGAGGUGUCGGCCACCGUCAUCCAGCGGGCCUUCCGGAGGCACCUGCUGCAGCGCUCCAUGAAGCACGCCUCCUUCCUCUUCCGCCAGCAGGCAGGCAGCAGCGGCCUCUCCGAAGAGGACGCCCCCGAGCAAGAGGGCCUCAUCGCCCACGUGAUGAACGAGAACUUCUCCCGGCGCCGCGGCCCGCCCUCCACGUCCUCCACGUCCUCGCCGCCCUCCUAUGACAGCGUCACCAGGGCCACCAGCGAUAACCCCCAGGUGAGGGUGUCCGACCGCAGCCGCAGCGAGGACCUCGCGGACUUCCCCGCCUCCCCAGACCGGGACCGCGAGUCUAUCGUGUGAGCCGCACCCCGGCCGGCCAGGACGCGCCGGGAGGCAGCCACGAGCCAGCACCCCCUGGGCCCUCCUCGCUUUGGGCUCCGGCGUGGGAGACGGGCCUCGGCCCCACGGAUCGACGAGGCGGAGUUCUUUCUGUGGCCGCCACGCCGCCGGCCAGAGGCCGUUGGCCGAGCCGACCAGACGGGGCACACGCCGGUGGCCGGGUCUGGCCAGGCAACGCCCCGGCGCUCUGCGAGGCAGCGCCGUCCCAGCUGCUGAGGCGAAGUACAAAGCUGAGACUGUACGUGUCGUGAAUGGGCUUUCAUAAAUUUAUUAUAUUUGAUAUUUUUUUACUCGGGCAAAGAACUAACGUUUUUUCCACGGACGUCGGCAGUAGUUCACUCUGCCUUUUCUUCACUCCAAACGGGAGUGUCUGUGGAGCUGCUGGAGGUCUGUUCUCAAAGCAAAAGUGAAACCCAGAAGGGGUUUCCCCUGCUGCUGGGGCUGUGGUGCCAGGAGGGCCGACCCCCUUGCCUCACACGCGUGGCCCCGGCCCCCCUCAGGCACGUGUCAGGCAGAGGGGUUCUUGUCAGUGGGGGCUCACUCUGGCCUUCCGUGGUCCCCAGGGUCCUGUUCGCCGCCUGCGUUUUUAUGCAGGCCAUACCGGGGUCACGUCUACGAAACGGAAAAGCUUCCGGGAGGGAAUGGCCCGGGUCUCAGGGCCGGUCCUGGGCACUGAUGUUGCCUUUUCUUCCCAGGAGGGCCCGGUCUUCUGCAAGAGUAUUAACGUUAAGGUGAAGGGCACAAGGGAACCAGCCCCACGCACAGCCUGGCCCCCAGCUUAUCCCAGCUCCCAAAUCCGGCAGGCCCUGCCCCACGGGCCGGAAGAGAAGUCUGAGCCCGGCACCGUUAGGGCUAAGAAGCUGAACAGGCUUCAGCCGUGUGAAGAAGGGAAUCUGUUGUCAUGGCCAGGGCUCUCUUUCCAGACCUUUCCGCCUCUCACCUUGUGUGCGGGUGUGGGGAGGGGGGAUCUCCUGCGCGGUGCCCAGCGACGCUCCAGAUGGAGCAGGGAGGGCAUCACGGGCCCUGUGCCGGGAAGGAAGGAGCCUUGGGGUGGUCAAACUGUUCCCUGCCCUGGGAGGAGCCUGGACUGUGGGCUUCCUUGGGGAAGAGAGAGGCGUGGCCCCGGACCAGCCCCUCUCGCUCAGCCUGGGGUCCUGGUGGCACCUGCCCGCGGGACAGUCCGGGGCAGGGUCCAGGCGGUCCACGGGUCUUGUGAGAAGGCCUUUUCAGGGAAAAAUACUUUUUCUAGUCCAAUUCCCCCCGGGGGCCUCUUCAGCUGCUGACAAUCCUAUUUAGCAUAUGCAAAUCUUUUAACGCAGAGACCUGUCACCCCGCGAGUGACAGUGUUGGCUGGCGGAGCGAUCCCAGCUCUCCAGCAGAGCCGCCGCCCGCCUCGCGGGGCAGCCCGGGAAGCCGGAAGCCCGCUGCCCCUAACCUACCUCGCCGAGCCGUCGGAGGGCUGGACGAUCGUGAGCUCGUGGCAGUGCUGAGGGGGCAUUGCCGGCGAGUCAAGUAUUACGUUUCUUUUUGUCGCCCCGAGUUCCCUUGGUGGCGGCCCCAGCCCCCACCCCACCCACCCGAGGGACUUCUCUUCUCCCGUGUUCCCCUUGAGUCCAGUGUGGGACGUGGUUUGACCGUCCCAGGCAUACUUCUCCGAGUGGAAACCUUAUUUUCGUAGCUCCCUGUGCUUUGCUCCGGGCUCCGAGCGGCGUGGGCCCCUCCCCGGCACUCAGUGCCCACUGCAGGGCAGGAAUGCGGGUUUGGAGGCAGGCCGGCUGGCCGCCCAGCUGGCCGGAAGGGGCUGUGGUUUCAUGUGUCUGCGGACGGCCCGGGAGCCCUGAGACAGGUGCCCGGGCUGUGGCCGAGGCAGGGUGAGCUAGGCCCGACUCCUUAGCUUUUAGCGUGGCUCUCUCUCUCUCUCUCUCUCUUUUUUUUUUUUUU
Messenger RNA from Felis catus (domestic cat), 8357 nucleotides. RefSeq names its product sodium voltage-gated channel alpha subunit 5 (gene SCN5A). NCBI's taxonomy places the organism in Eukaryota, Metazoa, Chordata, Mammalia, Carnivora, Felidae. Bases 234 to 6377 code for a protein of 2047 amino acids. The transcript has 29 exons. The record is from RefSeq and is a predicted model, not a curated record. Gene Ontology annotation, biological process: AV node cell action potential; regulation of heart rate; membrane depolarization during action potential. Gene Ontology annotation, cellular component: axon; plasma membrane; voltage-gated sodium channel complex. Gene Ontology annotation, molecular function: voltage-gated sodium channel activity involved in cardiac muscle cell action potential.